Molecule: messenger RNA, 1539 nt
Organism: Chiloscyllium plagiosum (whitespotted bambooshark)
Lineage: Eukaryota; Metazoa; Chordata; Chondrichthyes; Orectolobiformes; Hemiscylliidae
Gene: skic8
Product: SKI8 subunit of superkiller complex
Cellular component (GO): Cdc73/Paf1 complex
Molecular function (GO): protein binding
Source: RefSeq, a predicted model, not a curated record
GCUGCCGCCGUCUGAGUCGUCACUUCCUCCGUGUUGUCAUGGUUCUCGAGGCCUACUGAGCGUUUGUGGAGCCUCCGCCUGGAGUCAAAGGAGCGUUCCCUCUUGAUUGAUGUUACUCGGGGGUUCGGUGGCAGCGGCGGCAGCAGGAGGAGGAGGAGGAGGUGGAGGUGAGCUCCGAGCCGCCAGUCCCGCUCUCUCGCUUCAGGCCCCGUUAUAAACCUCAUCCGUCACAGAGGGAGUGCAGCAGCGAGGCUCACUAGGUUUAUAACGAGUCACAUUCACAGAGAUCUGACUAAAGUUAGAAGAAUGACCACCCAGUACAGUAUCCUAUUUAAGCAGGAACAUGCUCAUGAGGAUUCUAUCUGGUCUGUGGCUUGGGGAAAAAGUGAGAAGGAUAGCUCAGAAACCAUAGUGACUGGGUCACUGGAUGACCUUGUUAAAGUCUGGAAAUGGGUGGAUGAGAAGCUGGAACUGCAAUGGACUCUAGAGGGUCAUCAACUAGGUGUUGUGUCAGUUGACAUUAAUCACACUGGCACCACUGCAGCUUCCAGUUCUCUGGAUGCACAUAUCCGCCUUUGGGAUUUAGAAUCAGGCAAACAGAUUAAGUCUUUGGAUGCUGGACCAGUUGACGCCUGGUCCGUGGCCUUCUCUCCAGACGGCAAGUUUUUAGCAACAGGGAGUCAUUUGGGGAAAGUUAAUAUCUUUGGUGUUGAAAGUGGCAAGAAGGAAUCUUCCUUGGAUACAAGAGGGAAAUUCAUCCUCAGUAUUGCAUAUAGUCCCGAUGGGAAGUACCUCGCCAGCGGUGCUAUAGACGGUAUCAUCAACAUAUUUGAUAUUGCAACUGGAAAGCUUCUGCAUACGCUAGAAGGUCAUGCCAAGCCAAUUCGAUCUCUGACUUUCUCUCCGGAUUCUCAACUUCUAAUUACAGCCUCGGAUGAUGGCUACAUCAAGAUUUAUGAUGUCCAACAUGCCAGUCUUGCGGGUACACUAAGUGGUCAUGGAUCUUGGGUACUGAGUGUCGCUUUCUGCCCAGAUGACACACAUUUUGUAUCAAGCUCUUCUGACAAAAGCGUAAAGGUUUGGGAUGUUGCCUCAAGAAGUUGCGUGCACACCUUCUUCGAUCACCUGGACCAGGUCUGGGGUGCAAAGUACAAUGGGAAUGGAUCAAAAAUUGUCUCCGUUGCAGAUGAUCGUGAGAUCCAUAUUUAUGAUUGUCCAAUCUGAAGUUUGCUUGCACUACGUAAAGUUGCACCCUCAGGGUGGUGCAAGAGUGCACAAGCUCAGAGUGGUGCCUAUGUGGGAAUGGGUGAAAGCCAAUAAGCUGCUUUUUAUAAUGACUGAAAUAUUAUGGAACCAAAAGGAGGGAUCAUGGAGUCCUGUUUGAACCAGAUCAACAGUUCCAGGUUUUGUUUUAAUUUGAUAUAUAUGGCUUUUCCCACAAAAGGAACUUUUAUUGUAUUUCUGUCGAUGUUGUAUCCCAUUAAGGCUUAAUUUUUGUUCUUAUUCAUGAGGUUGCCUGAAUAAACCAUGUUUUAUAAA